Messenger RNA from Mesorhabditis belari, 2724 nucleotides. NCBI's taxonomy places the organism in Eukaryota, Metazoa, Nematoda, Chromadorea, Rhabditida, Rhabditidae. The record is from the annotation of a GenBank genome assembly.
AUGAGGGAAUCAAUUCUGCGCCCAAACGCGAUCGUUCCUUGGUCAGAGUAUUACAAGAGAUUAAAUGAAAAACCAAAUCUCUUGGAAUUAGCCCCACGAAUAUCUGGAGAUAUUCGACGAGCUCCGCAAAGAAAUCGACCAAGUGAUGAGAUGCUUUUGCAACAAGCAGCUUUAGCUGAAGUGAUGGAAGCUGCGGAAGAAGAUCGAAAAGCUCGUGCCUUUGAAAUGGCCAAGAAAUCGAAAGUUCCAUACGCAUUGAAGCCACAAAUUCGGAAGAAACUUGUCACCGAACCAGCUGAUUUUCAAAAACUCGGAAUGGUGGCUGCAAAAAAUGUGAAAAAUGCUGAAAAGCGACCACCAGAUUAUCAUCCACCCUUAUAUCCUGAACAAUAUCCAUACAUGAAACUAAACAAUCUACCAAGUCAUCCCUUUUUAACUGGAGAAGCAAUUAAACAAACCUCGUAUUAUAAUAGCGAUUUGAAAACAAGAAUCAUUCCGAAGACUUCAUACAAGAAUGACAUCUCGAAUGAAAUUCUUUCGGAGAUGAACUAUGCAAAAGUGAAGCCAAGAAUGGAUGAAAUAAGAAUGACAUCAUUUGGAGAAAUUUCAAAAAAUUCAAAAGAAUCUUUUGAAAUGACUCCAGAAAUGAUGGCUCGAUAUGCAAAAGCAAUGAAUAUCCCUGCUGGAUUGUUGAGAAACGGUGUCGCUGAUGGUGUUGGUCUACAGCAACUCCCAGCAAGACAGCUUGCAGCUCCGAAUUUUGUUGACACUGGAAAUCCUCUUGGAACAAUUGGAGAUGUUGCUAAGGCAGCUCAACAUUUCACCCGCAUCGCUCCCGCUUCCCAAGUCGAUUUACCCUCAAACUCUUUACUCACAAACCCAUUCCUAUCACAAAACAAUCUCCCCACUUCAAUUUUAAAUCCAAAUCUUGGCAUUCAGCAAGUCCCACUACAAACAAAUGGCCCUAAUCCUCUUGAAACAUUACUCUCUAAUGGAAAUGCUUUAGAUCAACUCUCAAAGUUAGCUAAAAACUUGUUGAUGAAUGAAGAUGGUGGGCAGAACAACUUGCUGGCAGCUUCGAUCAAAGCUUUGCAACGACAAGGAAGUUCACUUGUCGAUGAGAACUUUUCGGGUCAAAGUGAGACUCGUUCCGCACCUUCAAUGAUGGAAAGACUUAUGGCUUAUGGCGCUCAAGCCAUCAAUAAAGGAGUGAAAGAACAAGAAAGAAAAGCUAAAAUCACGGUUAUUAAAGAAGAGGAAAGUAAAAAGGAAGAAAAGAUCGAAGAGGAAAUGGAGAAAUCAAUGAAAUUGCUACAAGGUGUACCUGAUGAACAAAGAAAACUUCUUCAGAAAGUCAUUGAGAAUGGAGAAGUUGACUCGAAAACCUUGGAAAAAGCUAUCAACUCGUUGACAAAAGAUGAUACAGAAGAGGGAUCAAAAAUGGAAAAAGCGAAUAGAUUGCUAGAAUGGAUUCAGAAAAAUCGACCGGUUAAGACAACGGAAGCUGUUCUUAGUGCUGAUCGAUUGCCAUACUAUGGGAAAUAUUGUGGAGCUUUUGCGGAACAGUCUAAUGCUACGAGAAAAUACGCAGGAGCUGUUUGGGCGGUCGAUCAUCGACGUCUCAUUGUCUCCAAAUUCUUCUUCCAACCAGGAUCACUUACCGAAAACAUUACUUUCUGGGCUGGUCCAAAGGAAUCAACACUGAACCCGAUUGAAGACAUGUUUCCUUCAAAGAAUGGAUUUUAUCUCAAACCUUUACCAAUAAAUGUAGCAAUUUUUGCGAUUCAUGAAGCACCGGAAAUUGAAGCAAAAGCUAGACAAAAGGUGAACGCGAGUGAGACUCUUUUUGGAGUGACUCCAAUCUCACCAAGUCUUAAUGACACGCCAAAAAGGAAAAGAAGAGACACGGUUCAAAUUGAAAGAGACGAAUCACCGCCAGAGAAGAGCGAUGGAACUGUGCAUUUGAUCGUAAAGGGUGGCAUGGUUCAAGUGGAAAACCCAAGCAACAACAAUGAAUCGAAAGAAGUGCAAGAAGUGAUUAUUCACUCAGCCAACAAUCACAGCUUUUCGGUGAAUCCAACAAGCAGUAGCACUUUCUCGGCUCCUUUCAGGAUUCAACAACCAGAUGAGGACCCGACACCAGAUCCUUUGUCAGCAUUGCCUUUGGAAUGGUACCAAGGCUUUCAACCAUUAUUGCUCACGUUACCUUCACAAAAGUCAAUGAAAACAACUCAAUGGAUAUCGUUAUGGGAUCAUAAAACACAGAAAUCAUUGACUUCUGUCGUUUUCCCUAAUGGACCCGCUUUUCAAGUGCCGGAGAUCACCACAUUGAGAUCACUGUCACCAAAUGGACUCUUCAAUGUAUCUUCUGGCCCAAUUAGAUUGAUCGACAUGAAAACGAUUGAAGUGAAAGAUCUGCGUGUUUCCUCACCAGAUACUCCACUUUGGUUUAUGGUUGGAAAAGAUAUCUUACCGAAUGCAAAUGGGCAUAUUGUUCCACUAUUUGACAAAAAUACUUUUGAUUGUGACAGUUUGAUGGAAUAUAAAGGAGAAACGGUGACAUUGCGAUUACCGGGAACAAUGGAUAUGCAGGAUGUUUUCUGGUUUUCAAUUUUCUCGUUAACAACUGGUCUCUCAUAUUCGCAUAUCUAUUUGCCAUAUAAUGAUAUGCAUUUACCCCCUGAUCUCUCCGCUAUUCCUACUCCAAAAUGCAUCUGGAAAGCC